AUUCCGCAAGGCGUACUUCUUGCCCUGUGCAUUUUGCAGACGAAUACGGAUAUGGGUAAAACAAAUCCAUAUAAAGAUUUUGUGUCGGGUGGAGUCGGUGGAGUUUGCUUGGUUGUUGCUGGACAUCCGCUAGAUACUAUCAAGGUUCGACUACAGACAAUGCCUCAUACAAAGCCAGGACAAGCACCACUUUAUAAAGGAACUUGGGAUUGUGCAGUGCAGACAGUAAGGAAAGAAGGUUUCUUUGGACUGUACAAGGGAAUGGCUGCUCCUGUGGCUGGUGUAACACCUAUGUUUGCAAUAUGUUUCUUGGGCUUUGGUAUUGGGAAAUCUCUACAACAGAAGAGUCCUAAUGAUGAGCUUACAUAUCUACAGUUCUUUAAUGCUGGAAUGUUGGCAGGUGUUUUUACUACAGCUAUUAUGACUCCAGGAGAAAGAAUUAAGUGUUUAUUGCAGAUUCAGGCUGAUGCUAAAGUUAAAAAAUAUGCAGGCCCUGUUGAUUGUGCAAAGCAACUAUACAGAGAAGGGGGUAUUCGGAGUAUUUACAGAGGAACAGCUGCCACUUUACUUAGAGAUGUUCCAGCAUCUGGAAUGUACUUCAUGACAUAUGAAUGGCUUCAACACAUUUUAACACCAAAAGGUCACAGUCGGAGUGAUUUAAGUGUGAGCAGGACUCUAAUAGCUGGUGGAUUUGCUGGAAUGUUUAACUGGUUGGUUGCAAUUGCACCUGAUGUACUGAAGUCACGGUUACAGACAGCUCCAGAAGGUACAUACCCUAAUGGUAUCAGAGAUGUCUUUAAACAUCUUCUCAGAAAUGAAGGCAUUUUUGCUCUGUACAAAGGAGUAACUCCUGUGAUGCUGAGGGCUUUUCCAGCUAAUGCUGCAUGUUUCCUGGGUUAUGAAGUUACAAUGAAAGCCCUUGAUUGGAUAUAUCCAGAGUAGUCUAGGAAUAUAGAGAGAUAUAGUGUA
This is a messenger RNA of Saccostrea echinata, 969 nucleotides long. RefSeq names its product mitochondrial carnitine/acylcarnitine carrier protein-like. NCBI's taxonomy places the organism in Eukaryota, Metazoa, Mollusca, Bivalvia, Ostreida, Ostreidae. Gene Ontology annotation, molecular function: O-acyl-L-carnitine transmembrane transporter activity. Gene Ontology annotation, biological process: carnitine transmembrane transport; mitochondrial transport. Bases 52 to 942 code for a protein of 296 amino acids. The record is from RefSeq and is a predicted model, not a curated record. The transcript has 9 exons. Gene Ontology annotation, cellular component: mitochondrial envelope.